Ficedula albicollis (Collared flycatcher) is the source of this 1610-nucleotide messenger RNA. RefSeq names its product skin secretory protein xP2-like. The transcript is spliced from 4 exons. The record is from RefSeq and is a predicted model, not a curated record. The coding region runs from base 23 to 1495 and encodes 490 amino acids. Lineage: Eukaryota; Metazoa; Chordata; Aves; Passeriformes; Muscicapidae.
CAGGGACUCGAAUCUUGAAUUCAUGAGCUCCCUUCAGCAGCCCAAGAAACCAAUGCCACCUCUGUCCCCAGAAAUCUGGAGUGUCCCCCAGGAGCAGAGCCUGACCCCAAAGCACAGCCCCGUGGUGCCCCGCGAAGAGCCGGCGCCCCCGUGCUGUACUCCUCUUCCUCAGCAGCAGACGCCGGUCAUCGAGCUGCGCUCCACCUACUGCCCCGCAGCCACCAUGUCCGGGCCCCACGCCGGGCGCCACUUCUUUAGGGAAUUUGGGUGUAUCAGGGGAGACAUUUUUAUCCCACUUGAUUCAAGUCUUGCCGAAGAUCUGCAGGUCCAGAUUCCCACUCCUCACAGGCACUUCCCUGUAGAAAUCGAAGUUGAGUGCCAGGAGCCAGGAGGAGCUGGAAAAGGAGUGGACACAUCCAAAGAGACUGAAGUGUCUGGUGAGAACCUCCAGAGGAAAUCCAGCAAGGCUUUGGGUUCUUCUCCUGUGCCUGGUGAGAACCUCCAGAGGAAAUCCAGCAAGGCUUUGGGUUCUUCUCCUGUGCCUGGUGAGAACCUCCAGAGGAAAUCCAGCAAGGCUUUGGGUUCUUCUCCUGUGCCUGGUGAGAACCUCCAGAGGAAAUCCAGCAAGGCUUUGGGUUCUUCUCCUGUGCCUGGUGAGAACCUCCAGAGGAAAUCCAGCAAGGCUUUGGGUUCUUCUCCUGUGCCUGGUGAGAACCUCCAGAGGAAAUCCAGCAAGGCUUUGGGUUCUUCUCCUGUGCCUGGUGAGAACCUCCAGAGGAAAUCCAGCAAGGCUUUGGGUUCUUCUCCUGUGCCUGGUGAGAACCUCCAGAGGAAAUCCAGCAAGGCUUUGGGUUCUUCUCCUGUGCCUGGUGAGAACCUCCAGAGGAAAUCCAGCAAGGCUUUGGGUUCUUCUCCUGUGCCUGGUGAGAACCUCCAGAGGAAAUCCAGCAAGGCUUUGGGUUCUUCUCCUGUGCCUGGUGAGAACCUCCAGAGGAAAUCCAGCAAGGCUUUGGGUUCUUCUCCUGUGCCUGGUGAGAACCUCCAGAGGAAAUCCAGCAAGGCUUUGGGUUCUUCUCCUGUGCCUGGUGAGAACCUCCAGAGGAAAUCCAGCAAGGCUUUGGGUUCUUCUCCUGUGCCUGGUGAGAACCUCCAGAGGAAAUCCAGCAAGGCUUUGGGUUCUUCUCCUGUGCCUGGUGAGAACCUCCUGAGAAAAUCCAGCAAGGCCUUGGGUUCUUCUCCCAAGUUGGGUUCUUCUCCCAAGGCCAAAUUGGGUUCUUCUCCUGUGCCUGGUGAGAAUUUCCAGAGGAAAUCCAGCAAGGCCUUGGGUUCUUCUGUGCCUGGUGAGAAUUUCCAGAGGAAAUUCAGCACAGCCAAGCUGGGCUCUUCUCCCAAGCUGGGCUCUUCUCCUGUGCCUCAGCUCCAAUCCCAGCCAGGCUCCCACCCCAAACCUGUCCUGCCUCCAAUCCCACCUGGAUGGACAAACACCAACCCCUGAUGGCCACUUCCAUCUCCAUUUUUUGUCACACUCACUCUUUCUAACCCUGCUUUUCAUCUCUUUCUCAUCAAAGUCUAUCAAAAUAUUAUUGCUGAAUGCAUUUCUGAUUAACUCA